Messenger RNA from Branchiostoma floridae (Florida lancelet), 2880 nucleotides. RefSeq names its product astrotactin-1-like. Gene Ontology annotation, biological process: neuron migration. NCBI's taxonomy places the organism in Eukaryota, Metazoa, Chordata, Leptocardii, Amphioxiformes, Branchiostomatidae. The record is from RefSeq and is a predicted model, not a curated record. The transcript has 17 exons. The coding region runs from base 31 to 2679 and encodes 882 amino acids.
GCCUUUUUGUUUUCAGGAAAAUGUUUAUGUAUGGCCGGUUAUCUGGCUGACCAGCAGUACCCACACCUAUGUGUUCGCAAUGAGUGGCCGGGGCAAAACAGAUUGUCGCCCCACGAUUUAAUCGGAAAGGCCUACAACUUGCGAACGAGUCAGCAAUCCGUGAGCAGGGUCUUCAGAUACACAAGUGGAGACACAAGGCACAGUAUGCACCGUGUGGUGAAACCUGAACAGCUGAGCGUACACGCUUCAAACAGGUGUCUACCCCCGGUUGUCAACACAGCGGACAGCGUGCCUUCCUUACGGAAAAACCUUCUAGAUGCCCUUUCCUUUACGGAUGAAGAUGACUUUGUUGGUUCCUUCGGACCACUCUAUGAUGGAGAUGGUGUUACAGAAAACGGAGACUGCAAAAUCGACUUUAUCGAAGGGUUCACGGGAUGCCAGCGGUGUCCAUCUUGGCUGAAGCUGACCAGUGAUGGCUCCGGCUGUUAUGACCAUACCAGGGAUGUUGACUGCUCGGAUGGUUACGAUGGAGGGUGUGAUCACACGUGCAUUCGUGUCAACACAUCUCGUGGUAACUACACACGUGUCAGCAUGGCUUGCAGCUGCAGGGAAGGAUACCGGUUAGCUGGAGAUGGUCGCACGUGUCUGUUCUCUCCGGUGUGUAACGGCACGGGGCGAGCAGAGGGCGGCUGUAACCCCGCCAACAUCCCGUCAGGAGGCCGCUGUGAGACGACCGAGGAGGGCCACGGGACGUGUGUGUGUAACCCUACAUGCUGCAGGAACCUACAAGUUUGUAAAAGCCAGGGUGAAUGUGAGCUGAAACAAUGUGUGCCGAACCCUACACACGGGGACCCUGAUAGUUCCCUGCCCGGCGAACACCAGACCUACCCGCUGGGCUUCAGACAGAUGCAGCACGGUUAUAACCAGAGAACCAAGACCAUAACCAAUGCCUCGAUUUUCCAGCUAACUUACAGCACCAGCUAUUCCCUGUCUCCGCUACUUGUACCAGACGAAGUGGAGGUUACAGAGGCAGUGCGUACGGGCUGUCAAAACUACACCGGACCUGUGACACAUGGCCUCCAACAGCAGGAAAACUCUCCAAACGUGAGGUCCGGUCAACCUUACAUCAAGACGUUCACACCUGAAUACUUAAGACAGGAGGGCAGGAUGAAGGACCAGGGUUUCCUGUUCCGCCAAGAACUCUCUGUCUACAGUGAGCAGUAUCGAGUCUACUUAAGACAUAAGACGCUGACAACAGAUAUAAAAGCUGCUCUAGGCAGACUGACUGCCGCCAGUCCCAGAUCUGACUUCAUACACGUCAUGGAGAAGUACGGAACCCACUACAUCAGUCAAGCCGUGUUCGGAUACAGGAGGGAGUGCGCCGUGUACUACAAGUCAGUAGGGGUGGCACAAUGGCUCUGGAGAACUUUUACAGCAUCAGAAGGAAGCCAGUCCUUUGACGCCUUCAUCGACAGUUUCUUGAGAGCUGAGCAGCAUGACGUCACGCCGUCUGAGCGCGAACUGCCUAUCGGGAUAGGGCAAGUCCCGGAUGUUGAGGAGGAUGGAAACCUCCGCCAUGAUAGGGUCCGGAUGGUACUCCGGUCUUGGGGGAGAUGUGCGAUGGGAGGAUGUUGUGAGGCCAAGCCGGAUACUGUGAUGGCUGAGCCUGCUCUCCUGUUCAUCAGCACACCGACACCGCUGUAUGAGCUACUGACGGACAAACACACAAAAGAGGUUUUUCAGAGAGCCUUCCUGAGUUACCUGUGGUGUAACGGGGAGGGAGAGGUGGUGGGGGACACGUGUAGGUGUGACUUCCACCCUGCCUACCCCGGCCACACACUGGUCUGCGCACCGCCGCCAAAACCAAGUUUGUACCAGCCUAUCACAGACCAGCCCAGUGACGUCGCACUUGCGGUUGCUUGGCAACACGUUGGUCUGGAGAUCGGUACUCACGUGACAGACUAUCAGUUUAUUGUCAGAGAGGUCCGAUCUGAAGACAAUGGUUUCCAUGGUGACGACUUUACCAACCAUCCAGAGCUAGUUCUAUCCGUGCUGGAUGAUGCGGUGUUUAACAGAGCCAACAGCUGCUAUGGCCGCGGCCUGACACAUCGGGGAUCUCUGUGGACCUUCUCACUUCUCCUGGCGUGCCUCAAACCGGACACAUCCUACAGGAUCAGUGCUCGUGUGUUGACACGUGACGGGGCGGUGUCGCCACCAGAUGUUCUGGUCCUGAGGACAGAGUGUCAGACGCCUCAUCCGAACCAUGAACCCGCCGGUGUCGCUGAUGCAUUAUACAACCUGUACGCUGGCUACACAUCCCCGCUUGCUCAGGACAUGGCCUUCCGAAUCCUCACCUCCCUCAACACCAUCGGGCUGUACGACGUCGCCAAGACGUAUGAGGAAAAGUACGACGAUUUCCUGUCAAGAACACAGGAAGAACUUGGGUUAACAAGAACGCUUCUGAUCAGGGCCAGUCUCACGGCGUUAUCACAAAGGUGUAAAAUGGAGGCAAAGUUGAGAAAAGUCGUACAAAAAGUACGCAGACGCUAUACAUGCUCCUUUGAAGGGAUGGAUACGAGAAAGGGGAUACAAGAGGCCAUGCUGACGGAAAUGGAACGGUCUUGCGUGAUGUACGAAGAAAAGUACGUUUCAUACGAUUGGAUGAAAGUCCCUGUCUGAAAGAUAUGUUAAAUCAAAUUUCGAUGUACGAUAUAUUUCAAUAUCUUUUUAUAUCAUAAAGCAUAUCAGUUCACUUGUACAUUAUAUAUACCAUAAGAUAUGGCUGACAGCUGAUUGUGAAAUGUAGUUGGUAUACAGCAAUUUUGUAUUUCAUCAUUGUUUAUUUUUGUUGGUACCAAAUCUGCGUCACACACAGACACA